ACAUCACAGACACAGGAGCACAGCACUUGGCUGACGCCAUUACAAGCAACAACUGUCAGCUACACACGUUAAACCUCUCACACAAUAACAUCACAGACACAGGAGCACAGCACUUGGCUGACACCAUUACAAGCAACAACUGUCAGCUACGCACGUUAGACCUCAGAGACAAUUACAUGACAGAUACAGGAGCACAGCACUUGGCUGAUGCCAUUACAAGCAACAACUGUCAGCUACGCACGUUAGACCUCACAGACAAUAACAUCACAGACACAGGAGCACAGCACUUGGCUGAUGCCAUUACAAACAACAACUGUCAGCUACACACGUUAAACCUCUCACACAUUAACAUCACAGACACAGGAGCACAGCACUUGGCUGACGCCGUUACAAACAACAACUGUCAGCUACGCUCGUUACACCUCUCAGAAAACAACAUCACAGACACAGGAGCACAGCACUUGGCUGACGCCAUUACAAACAACAGCUGUCAGCUACAUACGUUACGCCUCUCAGACAAUUACAUCACAGACACAGGAGCACAACACUUGGCUGACGCCAUUACAAACAACAACUGUCAGCUACGCACGUUAAACCUCUGGCGCAAUAACAUCACAGAAGCAGGUAAACAACAUGCAUUAAAUUUAGUGAGCAAUGGUCAGUCUAAAUGUAAGCUAGAAUUCUAAUCUUCAGCAAUUCCAAUUGUAAACUGUAAAAAAAUUAUCUCAGCCACUUACUAUUCAAAUAACUGUGAGGUAACCAGCUCAGUGACAAAUUACAGCUCAACAACUCAAAACAGAAAUGAAAGCAAACUUCGUAAAUUGUAAAGUGCUGACUGCAGCGGAAUUAUUUGAACCGGAUCGAAAUGAAGAAAAAUGAACCAAUGAUCAUGUUCCUUGAAUGAAAAGGAUGUCAAUCUUUUUUUCUUUUAUAAAUGAACCAAUAACAUUGAAGUAAAAACACCAAGCUUACUGCAGAAAGAACAAACAAACCUCGGACCUCUCAGGAGACCAGGUUAUUUGAUGAUUGGUUAGUUUCGAUCCUAAUCCACUUCAUGCUCGUGUAUGUUUUGAUCGCCGGUGUUUGUUACAGGGAAUAGUUUUGCUGUUUAAACUUUUGAAGUUCUUUUAGAGAUUUUAAGCGGAUCAGAUGAGUAAAUAACAGUACAGAUUACAUGGUAGGAUACCAAGAUUUUCUUUCUAUUGCUAUUUUUUUUUUUCGAUUGAAGCGAACCGGUUCAAGUAGUUUCACUCGUUUAGGAAAAGUAGAAAAAAAAAAA
Stylophora pistillata is the source of this 1279-nucleotide messenger RNA. RefSeq lists its product as uncharacterized. Gene Ontology annotation, molecular function: protein binding. The record is from RefSeq and is a predicted model, not a curated record. NCBI's taxonomy places the organism in Eukaryota, Metazoa, Cnidaria, Anthozoa, Scleractinia, Pocilloporidae.